Messenger RNA from Parathielavia appendiculata, 2323 nucleotides. Its product is annotated as DUF382-domain-containing protein. The record is from RefSeq and is a predicted model, not a curated record. The coding region runs from base 105 to 1970 and encodes 621 amino acids. NCBI's taxonomy places the organism in Eukaryota, Fungi, Ascomycota, Sordariomycetes, Sordariales, Chaetomiaceae. Gene Ontology annotation, cellular component: nucleus. The transcript is spliced from 2 exons.
CGACCCUUCAGCCAGCGGCCGUUUGAAUAGCAACCAGACUACCCUGAAUAAUUCAGAUCUUCGGCCCACAAAAACGAUCUGGGCCACCGGCUCACAACCGGCAGAUGGCGGCGCCAAAGAUGACCAAGAACCAGAUGCGCCGGGCCAAGAAGAAGGAACAGAAGAAGGCCCAGGCUGAGCAAAACGGAUCCAAGGAACCAGAGGUCAAGGCCGAAGAACCGAGCAAGGAAGAGACACCCGUAGACGAGGAGAGCAAACCCUCCGAUCUCGAGGUCAAGAAAGACCCAGACGCAUCUGACAAGAUUGAUGCCGACGGCCCCAUCGAUAACCUACUUGUUGAGGAAGAUCCUGCGUUCGCGGAAUACAAAAGCAUCUUCGAGAAGUUUGGCAUGAGCCUGGAGGAUGGCGAGACUACGAGAGAAACCAACGCGGGCAAGAAAGGCGAAGUUUUCUUUGACCAAGACGACGAGAUUCCCAGCGAGGACGAAGAGGCGCAGCCAAAGCUGUCUAAGAAGAAACGGAAGAAGCUGAACAAGCUAUCGAUUGCCGAGCUCAAGGCCUUGGUGCGGAAUCCCGAGGUCGUCGAAUGGCACGAUGUGUCGUCUUCAGAUCCUCGCCUUCUGGUUCAGAUCAAGGCCCAGCGCAACAUCGUCCCUGUGCCGGGUCAUUGGUCUCUGAAGCGUGAAUACCUCUCCAGCAAAAGGGGUAUCGAGAAGCCGCCCUUCAAGCUGCCGAAGUUCAUCGCCGACACCGGCAUCACCGAGAUGCGCGAUGCCAUCCUCGAAAAACAGGCCGAACAGACACUCAAGCAGAAACAGCGCGAGAGGGUGCAACCUAAAAUGGGCAAGCUCGACAUCGACUACCAGAAGCUCUAUGACGCCUUCUUCCGACAUCAAACAAAGCCUGACCUGACACGGUUCGGCGACGUGUACUACGAAGGCAAAGAGUGGGAGGCAGACUACAAGGUGUUCAAACCCGGCGAGAUCAGCGACGCAUUGCGAGAAGCGCUCGGCAUGCAGCCUGGCUUCCCGCCCCCCUGGCUGCUCCAACAACAGCGCGUUGGCCCUCCUCCAUCCUACCCGACCCUCAAGAUCCCUGGCCUGAACGCGCCCCUGCCCCCGGGAGCAGCAUGGGGCUUCCAGCCCGGGCAAUGGGGCAAGCCUCCACUCGACGAAUACAACCGGCCCCUCUACGGCGGCGACAUCUUCGGCAUCAUGGCCCCCGGCCAGCCGGGCGCCGCCGCGCCCUACCAACAACCCCAAAUUGUUACAGCUGCCGGACUCAGCGAGCCCAUCGAUCGCACCCUCUGGGGCGAACUCCAACCGCCCGCCGAGGAAUCCGAAGAAGAAGAAUCUGAAGAGGAGGAGGAAGAGGAGGAAGGCUCGGAAGCAGGCGACAUCCCACCCGGCGGCACCGAGACAGUCAGCGGGCUCGAGACCCCCGGCGGGUACACCACCGGGUUGCACACCGACAUGCAUGCGCCGGCGGGCGUCGAGACGAGCAUGGCGGGCGAGUUCGACCUGCGCAAGACGCGCCGCGGCGGCUUUGAGACGGAAGAAUCCUCGUACGGCGGGCCGCGCCAGGCCUACACCGUCAUCCCGGAGCGCCACGGCCGCGCCGAAGGCUUCUUUGGCAGCGACAAGACGUACGACUUGUCCAAGAAGCCACCCUCAGGCCCCCCGCCUGCCGUGCCGGUGCUGGGGCAGGACGAGGACGCGUCGCGCAAGCGCAAGAAGCCCGGUGAUGUGGAUGUCGCGCUCGACCCGGACGCGCUGGCGGCCUCGGGCGGCAUCAACAAGGAGGACCUGCGGCGCAAGUUUGAGGCGGGCCGCAGGGAGGAAGGUGUCGGUGCGCAGUGGCAGCGCACGGCGUACGAGGAGGACCUGAUUGACAUGAUUGCGCAGGAGAGCAGGAAGAAGCAGAGGCGGGAAGAGGAGAGGAGGGGGGAGAGGGCGAAGGGGAGGAGGUAGGGUGAUAAAGGUGUCGAAAUUGUAUGUGGGAAUAUAGCGAACCGCAGAUGGGUUGUUAAUGGCAUGACUGGGGCGUUCAGGCGCGUCGGUUUCUGGCAGAUGGACGGGUAGGUGGAUAGUUCCGUUUGGUCCUUCAACACGGAAUGCAGUGGAGUGAAGAUUUAAUUCUCCUGAUGACGAGUUUGUAAAGUCCAUCCGUCUUGCCAUUUGGUGGCGCUGAGGUCAAGGUCUAGGUCUGCAUUUGUCUAGGGGUGUGCUUGGCCAGAAAGGUAGAGAGAAUCUGUCAAUGUAGGGGACCCAAAUCUCGGUCUGCCAAAUAAGUUGUGUAGAUGUUCCCUUGGAGCAUAAUCACG